AUGCGCGCUGGCGCUGGGGAGACGGGGCCGCCUGAGGGGCCGCGGGCGGGGGCGGGCGGUGGGCGGGUUGCCAUGGAGCGGGCCGGCGGGCUCCACGUUCCCUGCAUCGGGAAGGCAGCGCGGAAGAAGCGUCGCGCGUCCCCUCUGCCGGGGGCGGCCGCUCUCCCGGGCAGCCGGGCCCGUGUCUCUCAGAUGUGCCGGCGGCGCCUGUUCGGGAGCGCGGGGCCUCGCGGGCCCGAGCCUGCCUGCCUGAAUAAAAAGUUCAGUGGGAAAAACCUACCAAAGAUUAAAGAAAAUGUUGAAUAUACUGAAGAGAGCUCUUCAUACAACCAAAGUAAUCAAGCAACUGUCAGAGAAACAACAGACUCCAUGAUAAAAGAAGAGGAACCAGAGGAAAGCUGUGUACCACAGAAGGAAUCCAAAAUAAUCAACUUUGGAAGUAAAGAAAGUUUGAAAAAUGCUGACGUGACUUCAAGUACAGAACUUACACUUCCCACAGGUGUUUCCACCGUUCUCCUAGAGUGUUUAGAUGAACAUACAUCUAGCGACAGCCCAAAGACUUAUUCAUCCCCUGAAACAUUCAGAGAUGAUGAUUUGGAACGAUUCAAUUUUUACUCUGUGGACUUUGGCAAGUACAAGAACUCUACUCUCUUGGAUUCCAGCAAAGCAGUGACCAUAGAUAAGAUACCAGAGAUCUCAAAUCUUUCAGCAAUAUUAGAACCUGUACCAGAGGAUUUUCCAGACCAAUGCAUUAGAAGAGAGAGACCAUCAAAUUACUAUUACAGUUCUUCAACAUUAAGCAUUUCAACUACGCUGGCAGGAAAAAAACUCUGUAAAAUAACAGCUGCAAGAGAGAGAACGACAGACCUAAAAAGUUGUAUAUGCUGUGCUUCACCAUUAGGACCGGAAAGCAAGCAUGAUAAUCAAACAACUAAAGCCAAAAGGUUGGAGAAAAAAGAAAGCAGUCUUAAUCCCUUAGAAGGUGGUUCAUCAUCGUUUAGGCAGCUUGAUGCCUCAGAAAACGUGUCAGCCAGAUCAGAGGGGUUGACAGCCGAAGUUCUGCCAACCAAACCAUCAGAUGCUGUGGAGCCUCUGUGUGACAGACAAGAAAUCUGCUCCAUUGUUAGAAUGUCACCAUGCCAGAGGCCUUUCCGGCUCCAGCAAGUUCCAGUUAACUGGAAAGAGAUCUGCUUUCCCAUAGGAGUGCCUGAAGAUACUAUUACAAGUACCAAAAACUGGAUCUGCCGUAAACAGAAAUGAGAUUUUUGGCUUUCACCAGGAGUUAAUAGAAGAAAUUAUGGUCUUGCUGCUGUGGCAGGGGGGGAAAACAGAACUCCUAACUAGUAAAUAAUUGUUGUAAUUUUUUUUUUUUGCAUUCAUGCAUAUUGUUUGAAGUUUAGUAUUACGUAUUUCAGUAAACUAAAUACUCAGUAAAUACUCAAAUACUUUGUAGUAAAUUAUUUUGUACAGCAGCUAGAUCCUGUUCUGGGCAUUAUUCUGUAAGGAUUCCAUAAAGAUGAUUCUUCAGUUUUAGAUUUUUAAAAAGUGUGACUGAAGAACAGCAGAUCAAAUUGCUUUAAUAGAAUUACUGUGGCUCGCUCUCUGCCAAGAUUUCUAGUUUUCUCUAGCAGCAGUAGCAUCUAAAGAUGUGACCCCUGUUUAAGUGUUAACAUUCACUGUGGGGGUAACUGCAUGUCCUGGGAAUGGCUAUGAAAGCAUUCGUGUACUCUUGGGGACCCAGAAGUCUGCUCCCAUUAAACUCCUUGAACGCUGAAGUCUGCAGAACUUUGGAGGUACAGGACUGUGUGUUCUGCUGUAAUUUGAUUUCUGAACACUAGAACAGGUCAUCUUCACCCCAUCAUCACUGUGAAUUGGUUCUUAGUGAUCAGCACUGUCACCAUUCUGAGCACAUCCACUGCCCAGCCACUGCCAUCUCAGAGUCCUUCCUGUUUCAUCUCAGGUAUUUUGUAAUAUCACAUCUCUCAGUCAUUGUUUCUUCUAGUGGCUUCAGCCUUAGAGAAAGUAAAUACCUUACAUGAAACCUUGGUGGGAAAAACCCUUUUAUAGCUGAACUGUUUGAAGAGAUGGAUAUUGAUGUUCUGUAUUUUCAGGUUACUGUUCACACUGUGUCCACACAAGUCAAAUUCCCAGUGCUUCCAGUUCAGCUUGUGGAUUGUUAAUUAAUAAAUGUUCUUAAUGUGCUGAAUGUGUCAGAAAACUCUGUCAAGAAGACAUUUUUUUCCACUUGAAUUCAUUAAACAUUAAAGUAAUUUGGACCCUUA
Molecule: messenger RNA, 2282 nt
Organism: Catharus ustulatus (Swainson's thrush)
Lineage: Eukaryota; Metazoa; Chordata; Aves; Passeriformes; Turdidae
Gene: MEIKIN
Product: meiotic kinetochore factor
Biological process (GO): meiosis I sister chromatid cohesion; meiotic sister chromatid cohesion, centromeric; homologous chromosome segregation
Cellular component (GO): kinetochore
Source: RefSeq, a predicted model, not a curated record